Biomphalaria glabrata is the source of this 685-nucleotide messenger RNA. Its product is annotated as CD209 antigen-like protein D. NCBI's taxonomy places the organism in Eukaryota, Metazoa, Mollusca, Gastropoda, Planorbidae. Gene Ontology annotation, biological process: biological process involved in interspecies interaction between organisms. Gene Ontology annotation, cellular component: external side of plasma membrane. The record is from RefSeq and is a predicted model, not a curated record. The coding region runs from base 95 to 616 and encodes 173 amino acids. Gene Ontology annotation, molecular function: carbohydrate binding. The transcript is spliced from 4 exons.
AUUAAAUACACAACGUGAGCACAAAGAUUGUUGUAAACCAGUAGAUCUAUAUAAGGCUACACCAACUCAAUUAGGUUUACAUUAAACCAACACCAUGGCUACCCGGAUCGUUGUAAUUCUACUGAUUUGCAUAUUAAGUUUCCCGAUCUAUCAAGGGAGACAAGAGGAGAAGAAAGCAUUAACAAAGAGAACCAUUUCAAUCUAUGACGCAAAAUGCAGAAAGUUUUCUGGAUUUCGAUCUUACACAGAAGGCGAUGUUAAAAUGUGUCUCAGCUACCGUCAAGAUUUUAAAAACUACACUGAUGCAAGAACGUAUUGCUCUAGUGUCAAUUCAAGACUUGCCGUAAUCAAAACGUGGGAGAAAUUCCAAAUCGUAGUACCCUUCGUGAAUGCUUGGAUUGGUUUAGAUGAUCUGGAAACUGAAGGGACUUUCAAAUGGGCUGAUGGUUCAGUGUUAGACGACCAUCUCAAAAGUCGCAUUUUUUACCCAGGAGAACCGAACGCUUAUUAUCCUCAAGAGAACUGUGUUUGCCAGAGAUGUUGGACAUACUUCGACAAGUUAUGUGACACACUCUGCUACCUUGCUAAACAUUAUCUUUGUGAGAAAGUGAUUUGACCUUUGCACCAAAAUUCAAUGCCAACAAUACUAUAUAUAUCUAAAAGGAAUAAAACAAUUUUAAAGUGA